GGGUAAAAUAAAAGUAGGUAAAAGGUCCCGCAGACUGCAGUGACAGCAGCAGGUCACAAACGCACUUUUCUGCGGGAAACACGGAAAAGGACGGAAAGUAAAAAUGGCCAAACAGCAGCAGCCGAUCAGUCCGCUGAAGAACUUCUUCGCUGGCGGUUUCGGAGGGGUUUGUCUCGUCUUCGCCGGACACCCGCUGGACACCAUCAAAGUGCGUUUACAGACUCAACCCAAACCCAAACCUGGAGAGAGACUCUUGUAUGCUGGAACCAUUGAUUGUUUUAAAAAGACUUUAGCCAAAGAGGGUGUGAAAGGACUCUACAAGGGAAUGGCAGCUCCAAUAAUCGGAGUCACGCCCAUGUUUGCUGUUUGUUUCUUUGGAUUCGGACUGGGCAAGAAGCUCCAGCAGAAAUCUCCUGAUGAUGUCCUUACGUAUCCACAGCUGUUUGCUGCAGGGAUGUUGUCGGGUGUUUUCACCACAGCCAUCAUGGCUCCAGGAGAGCGCAUCAAAUGUCUCCUACAGAUUCAGGCAUCAACAGGAGAGGUGAAGUAUGCAGGCCCCAUGGACUGCGUCAAACAGCUGUAUAGACAAACUGGAAUCAGAGGGGUCUACAAAGGCACAGCGCUCACUCUCAUGAGAGAUGUUCCAGCCAGCGGGAUGUAUUUCAUGUCUUAUGAGUGGUUGAAGAACGUCCUCACACCAGCAGGAAAGAGACUUAGCGCUGACAUCCCCACUGGUCUGAAGGAGCUGCUGCAGGGCUACACGGUGGAGGUGCUUCGUCACAGGCCUCCUAACUUGGCUGAGUUUGCCGUGCAGCAUUUCACCCGCGUCCUGGAGAACCAGAAGAACGAGCAGCAGUCCGAGAAUCUCAACACCAACCCUGCAGGGAGCGAGGUCCCUCCUGAAACUGCGCCAAACAAGUCCAGUGAAAACGAUGAAGAGGAGGAGGAGAGGGAGACUCCCAAGGUUACGAGAAAAAGACCUAAUCGCAGAGUUGCAGUUUGUGCGGAGGCGUAUAACCCCGACGACGAUGUGGACGACAGCACAGAGCCUCAGGUUGUUCAUCCCAAAACAGACGAGCAGCGCCAACGGCUUCAGGAAGCGUGCAGAGACAUUCUGCUCUUUAAAACUCUGGAGAAGGAACAGUUCUCUGAGGUUCUGGACGCCAUGUUCGAGGUUCUGGUCAAACCUCAGGAUCACAUCAUAGAUCAAGGAGACGACGGGGAUAAUUUCUACGUCAUAGAGCGAGGCGUGUACGAUAUUUUCGUGGAGAAGGAUGGCGUGCACGUGUGUGUCGGGAAGUACAACAACAAGGGGAGUUUUGGGGAACUGGCUCUCAUGUACAACACGCCUCGGGCUGCCACCAUCGUUGCCACAGAAGAGGGCGCCCUGUGGGGUUUGGAUCGAGCCACGUUCCACAGACUGAUUGUGAAAAACAAUGCAAAGAAGAGGAGGAUGUACGAGGCCUUUAUAGAGUGUGUCCCGCUCCUGAAGUGUCUGGAGCUCUCUGAGAGGAUGAAGAUCGUGGAUGUUCUGGGAGCUCGAGCUUAUAGUGAUGGGGAGCGGAUAAUAACACAGGGUGAGAAGGCCCACUGCUUCUACAUUGUGGAAUCAGGAGAGGUGAAGAUAAUGAUCAGAACCAAAACGAAGGCAGGCCAGCAGGAAAACGCAGAGGUGGAAGUGGCUCGGUGCUCCAGAGGGCAAUACUUCGGAGAGCUCGCCCUCGUCACAAACAAACCUCGUGCAGCCUCGGUAUACGCCGUGGGGAACACCAAAUGUUUAGUGAUCGACAUCCAGGCGUUCGAGCGCCUGUUGGGACCCUGCAUGGACAUCAUGAAGAGGAACAUCUCCCAGUACCAGGAGCAGCUGGUGGCACUGUUCGGCUCCAGUGACGAUUUGAAACACUAGAUUUCAAAUCGGUGCCCGUUACUUUCCACACUUUGCAACAAGACUUAACAGUUUUCUGUAGUUUAAUCUGGCAACCCAAAUAAUCCUCCAAGAUUACUAUAAACUUGAAA
Molecule: messenger RNA, 2016 nt
Organism: Nematolebias whitei (Rio pearlfish)
Lineage: Eukaryota; Metazoa; Chordata; Actinopteri; Cyprinodontiformes; Rivulidae
Product: mitochondrial carnitine/acylcarnitine carrier protein
Exons: 18
Coding region: 104-1906 (600 amino acids)
Biological process (GO): mitochondrial transport; carnitine transmembrane transport
Cellular component (GO): mitochondrial envelope
Molecular function (GO): O-acyl-L-carnitine transmembrane transporter activity
Source: RefSeq, a predicted model, not a curated record